This is a messenger RNA of Daphnia carinata, 1746 nucleotides long. RefSeq lists its product as uncharacterized. The transcript has 2 exons. Lineage: Eukaryota; Metazoa; Arthropoda; Branchiopoda; Diplostraca; Daphniidae. Gene Ontology annotation, biological process: rRNA base methylation. Gene Ontology annotation, molecular function: rRNA (uridine-N3-)-methyltransferase activity. The coding region runs from base 105 to 1610 and encodes 501 amino acids. Gene Ontology annotation, cellular component: cytoplasm. The record is from RefSeq and is a predicted model, not a curated record.
CCUUAUACACUCGAGGAAACAGUGGCUUACUGCUGCAUAAAAUAAAAUAAACCAAACACAGCUGCUUACUAUUCCAAGUAAAUGAACGAAGAAAAGAUAACAGAAUGUUAGAAGUUUCGCAUGUAGAAGGUGGGAAACAGGUUUUGCUAGUUGGUGAAGGAAACUUUUCAUUCACGAUAUCUUUACUUACGAAAAUUGCUGAUACAACAAAGUCGCCAAGUCGAGCCAAAAUAAUCGCAUCUUGCUUUCAGAAUUACAGAAAGCUUUCCAAUACAACUAAAGAGAAUGCGCGGCUUGCGUGUAAUUUAGGUGCUGAAGUUUGGUUUGGGAUUGAUGCAACAAGUUUACAUCAACAUGAGAGAUUUGAAAAUGAGAAAUUUGAUUUCAUUGUGUUCAAUUUCCCUCAUGUGGGUGGAAAAAUGAAGUUACAUCUCAACCGCCUCCUGCUUAAAAAUUUCUUUGUAAGUGCCAGUUUGUUGUUAAGUGUGAAUGGAAAAAUACUUGUUACAUUAUGUAGAGGGCAGAGUGGAACACCAUAUGAUACAAAUAAAAGAAAGAAAGGGGAUACAUGGCAAAUCAUUGAUAUGGCUUCUCAUGGAGAUCUAAUACUUGUUGAAGCCCACCCUUUCUGCUCUUCCAAUUGGCCACUGUACAACUCAAAUGGAUAUCGAAGUCUAGAGAAAGGCUUCCAAUUGGAUGAAGCUAUUACUUUUACCUUUGUAAGGAGUCCACUAAGGAUUGAAUGCAAAGAAAUCAUGGAUCAAGAGGAUUUCACCUGUUUGCACUGCCCUUACAUUCAAGAACAUCUAGAUAAACUACAAAAUCAUAUUUUUGAAGAAGCACGGCUCUUUUCUCAUUAUAUGGAAGAAACAAGUGCAGUAAGGGUCUGCAAUACUCUGCAAACAAUAUGUCUUUGCCGACAUCCAGAAAGCACCAAAUGGUGGGAAAUACUACAUACUGAGAAGAAGGAUUAUGAUCUUUCAUGUUUGUUGGUGUGCUAUCCAUGUUGGGCUGAGAAUCCUAAAGCCCCUCACAGGGUUAUUCUGAUGAAUUUUACAACAGAUUCCGAUGCAUCCUUGCUGAGUUUUCUCCAUCGCCUUUGUGUUAGACGAGAAGAAAAAGGAAACAGCUCUAGCGUAACAAUUACACACUACCAAGAAACAUUUAAUGCGCAGGAAAUAGCAACGGUCUUUUUCAGAAAUGAUAGCCAUGACAAGCCUAUCACCGUAGCGGUCUAUAUAGAUCCCUUUUUUCAACUUGACACCAACGUCGUUAAGAGUUGGCCAAAACUUUCAUUACUUCUAGAAUCGUGUUCAGCUUCGAGAUCCAGACAUCCACCUGCGUAUUGUCAUGACAUCUGUUUUUGGAUUCCGGACACUUUUUCAACGAAAUGUUUUGCUUGUGCACUUUUAACAGUUGCAGGACAAAUUAUAAAAAAUUUCCGGCUUAUUGAUGAAUAUUUUUGCCCAAUCAAGAAACAAAAAAGUCUAUGUUAUAGAAUAAUUUACCAGUCUCUGUCUGCAGCUUUAAGCUCGGAAAAAGCUUUUUAUUUGCAAACGAAAGUCAUAGGGCCGUUUUUGGAGGCAUGCCUCGGUAUAAUAGUCCGGUAGCUAUUGGAAUUCGUUUUGACACUGCGAUUCGUACGCUGCAGAUCUUCUAGUAGUUUUGCUCCGCAAAGUUUCUUUUACACAGUUUUUGUUUAUAAAUUUGAGAGAAGGACAAUUAAUAAAUAGAUGACGCAGAAUG